AUGGCCCCAAAUAGUCGCGCAACUACUCUCUUGACUCAUUCUCAAUUCGAAAAGAAUGAAACUUUUCCUUUUGAUCAUGAUGAUAGCGAACGGUAUCUGUCAACAAAGAGUGAAGACCAAUCGAAAGCUCUUACUAUUGACAACGGUGACGAUGUCAAUCGGGUAUGGGAAUCCAUGAUUGGUGGAAACCUGUCUCCUUUCUCAAAUCGAGGUGACAAGCCGACUCGAAUUCAUGGCAUGUUGUCGGGUAUCCGAAUUUUGGAAGAUCCUAUCCACAAUCAAGAUUGGCUUUCAGACUUUGGUGGAAGUUUGCACAACGUUCCCGUGGACCAAAUCGAGGCAAUUCACGAUAAAGCUCCCCAGGAGUUCACUGCCCGAGUUGCCGACUUUAACGAGAAUUUGAUGUAUGCCAUGCAAUCGGAACGAGGACUGGAGCAUUUGGGAUUGUCUUCGGGCCAGCUCCAAGACUUGUUGCAAGCCAAAGAGUAUCUAGGAUCCUUCUUGACGACCGAACACACCAUGACUCAACCACCACAUGUCGACUACAUGUGGGAGAUACUAAAUGACUAUUCCAAGGAAGAUUUGAAAGUUGGAUUCUUCCCCCUAACAAAAGAUGGAAUGUUUUUGCAAGUUUGGCCUCGUGACGAUAAUGCCGAGCAAGUAAAAGGCCAGUUGAUCUUCAUUCCCUUUGGAAAGCUAUUGAUAUUACCAGCGCAUACUAUUCAUGGCGGAGGAUUCCGUACGACAGCUCGCAGCAAAGGUCCUUGUGGGAAUCUGCGGUUUCAUCUUUACAUUUCCAAGCAUGGAGCUCAAUUACCAAAACAUCAAACCAACAAGUAUACAGAGCCCAACAACAAGGGAACGGAAUUAUCAUGGCGCUAUAUUGAUGCGCCAAACAUGGAAGAACUACAAUCAUGCUUCUUUGUAUAG
Molecule: messenger RNA, 930 nt
Organism: Cylindrotheca closterium
Lineage: Eukaryota; Bacillariophyta; Bacillariophyceae; Bacillariales; Bacillariaceae
Source: the annotation of a GenBank genome assembly